Molecule: messenger RNA, 1808 nt
Organism: Ciona intestinalis (vase tunicate)
Lineage: Eukaryota; Metazoa; Chordata; Ascidiacea; Phlebobranchia; Cionidae
Source: RefSeq
UACUGCAUUUUCUAUUGUCAGUAUAUGCUAGGUUGUUUUAAAGGAAUAAUAUAAUGCAUAACAGAGGGUUAUGACCAAGAUCCAAUGCCUUAUGUUUGAAAGCAACUUGAAGAAAGGAAUAAAAGAUGAGGUUUCUAAGAGGAUUGAACAUUCUACGUAUUAUGACCGGGAUAAUGCUGGGUUUUUUAAGUCGGAUUGCAUUUGAACAAUUAAGGGGUUCAACUAGACUUACUGUAGGGACCCACAUGGAUAACAUAAAGAGCCUUGAUUGCCCAAAAUGCCCAAUUGAUGACCACUGUACACUGUGUGAACCUACACACGUCAAAAACCCUACAGAAAAUAUUCCGAGUGCUUAUAAACCAAAGGGUAUGUAUGAGGUCACUAGGUGGCUUCAGUUUGAUGAGCAUUACGUCUAUGACAUCAUAAAUGAAGAACCGAAGAUUCCGUUAGUAGGACACUGGCUUGAAGAGGUUCGAGCUGUCACUCAAGUUGCAAUGGAUUAUAUAAACGCCAACAGAAUGCUAGGGCAAAGCUGGAGUUUAGUUAAAUUACACGAUGGAUAUUUAAGAAGAGAUGCUUUGCGUGGUACGGAGUAUAUACUAGAUGUGGUGGUGCAGCCCGCAAGUCAUAACUUUAGUUAUUUCAUAAAUGAGAGAAUGUUUAGGGUGAAUCUUGUGCAUCCCUUGAAGUCAAUGGGUGAAGCAGAAGAAGUAAGAGUCCAACGUCAUGUGGAGGGUCGGUUGAAGAUAAUUGUACCAGUAAAGAUUACCUCGCCUGGCAUUGUGGCAUCGAUAGAUAACUUUGUGAAAUCAAAACCUAAACCCCAAGUUCACCUAGUGCUUGUUCUAUUUCUUGGAAGCAACAAAAAAGAAAUAUCUGGGUAUAAAAAUAAACUUCAAGAACUGGAAACCAAAAUUAAAAGCCACCAAAAAGUGAACAUACAAAUCUACCCUGUGGAAGGUUUAUACAGCUAUUUCAAGGGGGUAAGAUAUGGAAUAAAGAAGGCAACGAUAUCUACUGAUGUUGUUUUACUUGCAACCAUUGAAGCUGCUUUCACAGAGCAAUUAUAUCAUCACUGUCAAGCAAAUGCUAUCCCUAAAAAACGAGUAUAUUUUCCUAUUGCAUUCGGACAAUUCAACCCAGACAUUAUUAAAAAAGGAAUGCCGCCUGGGAAACCUAAAGAUGUCAACAAGAGAGACCAUAAUAAAUUCACAGGGUAUUGGAUGCAUGACACUUUUGACUUUGUAUGUGCUAAUCAAGCUGACAUGGUCGGAAUACUUAACAAUUUAAGCUCUCUGGGCAGAAGAAUGGGCUCGACUACAGAGGCACUCGGGACCAAAAUAUACGAUGCUUUUUUACGAAGUGACAUUGAGGUUAUAUGUGCAGUGGAGCCAGGGUUGUAUAGGACUUAUGGCAUGACGUGUUCAAAAGGUGAAUUAACAGAUAAAUCAUAUCAACAUUGUAUGAGAACUAAGGCUAUGAGUCUCGGUUCAAAGCCCGCGCUGGGUAUUUUAUAUAUAAAUGAAGUUUUGCAGAAGAAAAACUGAUUUUUUGAAAAAGUAAUUUUCUUGUUUCUUUUUAAUAUUAUGCCAAAACAUUGUGUAUCUGUGUUUUAGUUUAUGUGCCAAUUUCCUUUUUAGUUAAAUGGCUGCAACUGUAGUUAACUACAUUUUUAAAGCAUCGUAAUAUGGUGAAGCAAUAAUAUAUAGUUAAAAAAAUAUAUUUUAAUUAUUGUGUGCAAUUAUUUUUGUCAUACUGUCUAAAUGCGAUACUAAUUAGAAUUUGUUAUUAAAAAAGCAUCUUGCCAA